ACGACUUGUACGCUCUUAAACAUGAGAGCUGAGAUGUCAUAAGUCAUGUGUCAUGAUAAUUGUAUAAACAGGUGUAUUGAGUUCGCUUGCAGGAGGUGUUAUACUAAGAAUUGCUCAUGGGCUCAAUCAAUUUUGCCAUCGACAACUCUCGAAGUGCGUGUCUGUCACUGUAGACUCUACAGUGUAGAGCCUCUUCUGUAUGUGCCCCUUCUAACCAGUCGUCGUCGAAUUUUCAUUUUUUAUAGAAUUUUGGUCACCCGUCAGCUGUAACCAAAAACUGACGCAGUACACAAAAAUUGGACAGUUAAAUAAGACUGACCGAAGCAGUAAUUAGAAAUAAUUAUUGCAGGUACUGUAAUGAAUGGCUAAUUAUUUGUUUCCGCUUAAAUAAUGCUUCUCUAGCGUUUCGUACAUGUUGAGUCAUAAUUAUGUACUUGCAUUCGUUUGUUUUAGGUAAUUACAUUGUAGUCGUCAAUGAAGCCUAUAAAAUACUUCUACUCGUAAUUAGCUCUAAUUUUCAUUUUAACCUGGCAGAAAUAAUUAGCACUUUCAAUUGCCGACGAGAAAUGUUGCACCAGGUAUAAUCAAAACAAGGAUUACACCAAGUUACAUAAUCUCGGGAAAUAUUAUACUAUGAAGUGAAGCGUCAUGGGCAUCCUAACGGUGGCCUCAACGGCCGCGACGUCCGCUCUCACCAUCGGCGGCAUCAGCAAGCUGACCUUCAUUCCCGCCAUGCUCGCCGCCAUGGCGUACUUCAACUACGAGCUCCUGGACCCCGAGAGCCGGCCUUUCAACCAGAAGUACUUGAGAGAACAGUACGACUUUGUCAUCGUCGGCGGCGGCUCCGCUGGGGCUGUGAUGGCCAACAGGCUGUCUGAGAUCGAGGGGUGGAAUGUAUUGUUGCUGGAGGCUGGGGGUCAUGAGACUGAUAUAAGCGAUGUGCCGUUACUGUCGUUGUAUUUGCAUAAGAGUAAAUUGGAUUGGAAGUAUAGAACACAACCCCAGGAUUCAGCAUGUCAAGCCAUGAUCGACAAGCGCUGCUGCUGGACGAAGGGGAAGGUGCUCGGAGGGUCCUCUGUCCUCAACACCAUGCUGUAUAUAAGAGGGAAUCGACGGGACUUCGACCAGUGGGAGUCUUUCGGCAACCCGGGCUGGGGAUACGAUGACGUACUGCCGUAUUUUAAGAAGUCUGAAGACCAAAGGAAUCCUUACUUAGCGAGAGACACUAAGUAUCAUAGUACAGGUGGUUACCUCACUGUUCAAGAUGCUCCUUAUAAUACUCCUCUCGGAGCUGCUUUUCUGCAAGCUGGUGAAGAGAUGGGAUACGACAUCGUAGAUGUGAAUGGUGCGCAGCAGGUCGGCUACGCGUGGUAUCAGUUCACCAUGAGACGAGGAACCCGGUGUUCCACCGCUAAAGCCUUCCUUAGACCUGUCAGACUCAGACAGAAUUUACACAUUGCUCUCUUCUCUCACGCCACAAAAGUGCUAAUCGACGAAGAAAGCAAGAGAGCAUUCGGUGUUGAAUUCAUAAGGGACGGACAAAAACAAGUUGUAUAUGCCAAACGGGAAGUAAUACUAUCAGCCGGGGCUAUUGGAUCCCCACAACUUCUCAUGCUUUCUGGCGUAGGUCCUGCGAAAAACCUGCAAGAAGUUGGCGUAGACCUUAUCAAAGAUUCUCCUGGAGUCGGGAAAAACUUGCAGGAUCACAUCGCAAUUGGCGGCCUUGUUUUUAAAGUGGAUUACCCUAUAAGCUUAGUCAUGAACAGGCUUGUAAAUAUAAAUGCCGCUUUACGUUAUGCCGUGACGGAGGAUGGGCCGCUAACGUCAAGUGUUGGGUUAGAAGUAGUUGCUUUCAUAAAUACAAAAUAUGCUAAUGGCACUGACGAUUGGCCCGAUAUAGAAUUCAUGAUGACGUCAGCUUCUACGCCUUCCGAUGGAGGGACUCAAGUUAAAAAAGCCCACGGACUCACGGAUGAAUUUUACAAUGAAGUAUUUGGCGAAAUCAAUAAUAAGGACGUUUUUGGUAUAUUUCCGAUGAUGCUUCGUCCAAAAAGCAGAGGUUACAUUAAAUUAAAAUCCAGGAAUCCCCUAGAUUAUCCCUUAAUGUACCACAAUUACUUAACGCAUCCUGACGACGUUGGAGUUCUGCGGGAAGGAGUGAAAGCAGCCGUGGCGGUCGCCGAGACUAAAGCCAUGAAGCGCUUCGGAGCCAGGUUCCACGACAAGCCUCUUCCAAACUGCAAGCACCUCCCGCUGUACACCGACGAGUACUGGGACUGCCUGAUUCGGCAGUAUACAAUGACCAUAUACCAUCUCUCCGGGACAGCGAAAAUGGGACCAUCAAGCGACCCAAUGGCUGUCGUAGAUCCUGAACUAAGAGUAUAUGGGAUUAAAGGAUUAAGAGUCAUCGACGCUAGCAUAAUGCCUACUGUUACAAAUGGAAAUAUUAACGCACCCACUAUUAUGAUAGCAGAAAAAGGUGCGGAUCUUAUAAAGGCAAGCUGGAAGGCUGUAUCGCACAAACGGGGACGGAGGUCCCUAAAGUGUACUAGAUUAGAACAGUUAGGAAUAAUGAGUAGAAAUAACAGCCCUCUCUGUAGAAUAGAGAGAUGACGAUAAAAUACCCUAUAGGUAGGUGUUAAUUUAGGCCAUAAUAAUUUUAACGAAUACCAAAAGUACAUGAGAAAGUAUUAGUAGGUUGGGCGACAAUAUUUCUAGUCUAGAAACUGAUACUUAAAUGUGAAAGAAGCCAAAAUGAAAGCAUAAAAUUAACAUUUAGUUAAGAUAUUCUAUAAGUGUGUAAAUAAAUGUUUAGUUAUAUUAUACCUGAAAGAUUUCUUUCAAAUAAGUCCCAUAUGUCAUAAUCUCAA
This is a messenger RNA of Cydia pomonella (codling moth), 2870 nucleotides long. RefSeq names its product glucose dehydrogenase [FAD, quinone]. The coding region runs from base 649 to 2613 and encodes 654 amino acids. The record is from RefSeq and is a predicted model, not a curated record. Lineage: Eukaryota; Metazoa; Arthropoda; Insecta; Lepidoptera; Tortricidae. The transcript is spliced from 4 exons. Gene Ontology annotation, molecular function: flavin adenine dinucleotide binding; oxidoreductase activity, acting on CH-OH group of donors.